CUCUCACUUCAUCGGUCAUGCAAUCAUAUCGGGAACGCACCGUCGAUUAUGACGUCAUCACAGGAAAUUCCCGGUACCAUAAGACGCUUGCAUUAAUAGCUGAAUAUGAAUAACAUAAUAUACCACCAGUGAUUUGAAUUUACUCGGCAUAACUAUAUGGUUAUAUGAGGCCUUUCUGUCUGAAAGGCAAAGGGAAAGACCAUUGACAUUGUAUCAAGUGCAACAUUCCCGCCAUGGAUGGAAGCGAGGAAUUGUUGUUGAUUAAGAAAUCGAAGGCGGACGGUCCAAACGAUCAGGCAAUAGUCAGUUUUGGAUGGCGAGUGUAUGGGCUAACUACCAUCACCCUACUCAAUGUAAUGAACUUCACUCAACAGUAUCUGCUCAUUGUUACAAUAUUUGGAAUGGCCAAUGAGCUGGAGUUUGGUGAAACAGAAUGUCAGGUGAUCAAAGAAACAGAAGCACGUGACUACCUCCACGAUCGCAAUAUUACCGGCCAGGAACUGUGUGCUGAGAGAGGAAGGUGUUCUGAAAACAGCACGUUUUUCUUACCAGAUGUGUGUGGCAUACGAUACACAGGACAAGGUACACUUUAUGACGUAUUAGCUGGGCCUAUCUACCUCAUAAUACAGGGUGUGGCAGCAAUUCCAAUCGUAGGCUUGUUUCAAAGGCUUUCUCUCAGACCGACAUUUGCCAUUGGGAUACUCACCGUGUUGUGGACCCUCUGUACAUUUACCACAGGCUUCGUAGAAAACUACUGGGCGAUCGCCUUGCUUCGCUUUUUUUUCGGCAUAUUUUCGGGUCCAUAUCCUCCUUUAGCUCUAGGAUAUUUAUCACAUAUCUUUCCGAAGGAGGUACACACUGUGGUCUUUGGGAUAGGACAGUACGGUAACCUCGCAGGGUAUGGCGUAUCAUACAUCUUCAUUCUUGUCAGUGAAAGCAUGGGAUGGAGAUGGUGUUACAUCAUCUGUGGUGGGUCAGGUCUCGUUCUCGCUGUCGCUUCUUGCUUCAUGGUAGUAGUGCAACCCAGAGGACAUCAUAAUCAAAACGAGAACACCUUGACGCCAUCUUUGAGCCAGCUUCGUAUCAGUUUGAGACAGAUUGCUUGGUCUUUCAUGGUAUUUAUAAUCCUCGCACAAACAGCACGAAUUGCAGUCGCCUAUGUUCUGUCUUUCAACAUCACCCUUUACUUGGUCGAAUACUUUCCAGAUUUUAACAUAUCUCUAGUUGGUGUGAUUACAAUAAUCGCAGCAUUUCCCAGCUGUAUAUUUGGAGGGAUGGUGUGCGAUCGUCUACGGAAAGUUGCUGGUUUACGCGGAAGGAUUUUCGUGACAGUCAUUCUCAUGAUAAUUUCGUUUAUAUGCGGAGUAUUGAUUUUCCAAACCAACCUUACCUCUCUGGUGAUUUCAUAUGGUAUCCUGACCCUCGUGGCGGAAUGCGUCUACUUAACACUGCUCUCUAUCAUCUCAGAUCUUACACCCAUGGAAUGCAAGCUGGUCGUCUUUGCCAUCGCUUACUUCUCCUUACACUCCGUUGCGGGAGCCAUCAAUCUCCUGAUCACCCCGAUCGCCUCUGCAACAAGCUUCAGACUAGCGCUCACGCUUCUAGUUGGAACCCUGUUCGGGUUAUGCUUAAUAUUUCUUCUCUUCGGCUGGGUUACCAUGCACAUUCAGAAAGUGAGCGAGAGUCAACUGGCCAGUCGAGAAACUGGGAAAGAACAAAGAGCGGGGGAGAUGACUGAGAAUACUCCCCUGGUAUACUCUCAUAACGGACAUGAUAAGGAUGCAUUAGUUGGGAAAUAAUUCUUAAUACACUAUAAAUGUUAGUGUUAUGCUAGUUCGUGUAUGUUGUUUCAGUUUACAGUUUGUUUUUAUUGUGAAUAGGGUAAACUAAAUCAUAAUGAUAUUGUGUGUUUACACUGUGAUUUGCAUGGCCAGAGCGGAUGACCCGUUUCAUAUAUGGUAUGGACGUACAAUUAUGGUAAACUUGCCACAAUUGUAACUGCCAUGGUAAUGGGGCUCAGCAGCUAAAUAAAAAUCGAAAUUCCCAUAAUGCAUUUUUGUAAGUUUUAUAAAAACUGAUGUCAGAUCUGUUGGGAAUAGGAGCUAACCAUGCAAGCUGUGGUUUUUCUAUUUAUAUUUUGAAAAUGAAAUGAUUUUAAGAACGGAUCCCAGGGGUUAAAUCUAAAUCCACAUUCAAAUGGUCAAUAUUAACAACCAAUCUGAAUUUUCCUUCUUAAAUGCAUGCGUUUAGAGUUUAGACCCCAAACCUUCUCGAUGUCGAAACAUACAUGAUUAUGAGCAGAUGUCUUGCAUAUAUUAUAGGCUGAAAGGGACCACAGAUAAAUGUUGUGCCCAGUGGUUUACCUUGGAAUACAAGAAUGUGUGCUGAAUAAUUUCUUAGUGCUUUCCCGUUUUUUUUUUUAUUUUCACUCUUAAUCCUGGUGUACCAAAUUUUCUUUUCUCUCUCACAUUUUGGCCCGUAUUCUGAAGUCGGGUUUAACUUAAACCAUGGUUUAUCUCUGCGCUAAAUUUAUGUGAAGCCAAAAUUGUCAAAAUUUGUAUGAAGUUGUGUGUUUCUUAAUAUGAUUGCUGUGCUCUUUCCUGAUUCAUCGAUGGUGAAGACAAUCAUCUCUUUAUACUUCCUAAACAAUUAUGAAUGGUUUGAGAGCAAAAUGACCUGAAAUAUAUCUCUACUGUUAGUGCUUUAUGUAACAAUUGGCUAUCCAUACUUAAACCAGUUCAAACCCGAGUUUAAGUUAAACCCAACUUCAGAAUACGGGCCAUAAUGACCAAGAUUUGAUUCCCUUUUAAGAACCAUUUCGCCACUGACUGUGCAUAUUCAAUUUCAGAAAAGUUUUCGUUUGAUGCUGCAUGAUUAUAUAUUGCGAAAUAAUAAAACAUAAUAGCCCUCUAUGGGGCAACGUGAUCGAGUGUUCAAAUCUUAAUUUUCAACGAAAAUACAAUAUGUGUUGUCUCCCCUUAGUUGUACGCUGUAAAUGGCUAGUCUUAAAAUAUACCUUCUGAUAUAACUAUUGGUAAUUCAGAGGAUGAAAUAGCCAAUAACUUUAUUUGGGUAUAGGAACCAAAACGUUCCUAUACUUUCAUGUUUGGAUUUGAAAUCAAUAGAAUAAACUUAAAACUCAUAAAUAAUUAAAUCUUGUACGAAACGAAAGGUAUCUGUUAUGGCACCUGGUAACAAUCAUUGCGAUAUUGAAGUAUUGAGCAGUGAAUAUCAAGUCAAUGAUGUCAAGUGAGCCUAUAUUACAAGACUACACUGCUGAGAAUGUUGCAUUAUGGGCAGUGAACCAUGGGGCAU
This is a messenger RNA of Lytechinus variegatus (green sea urchin), 3315 nucleotides long. RefSeq lists its product as uncharacterized. NCBI's taxonomy places the organism in Eukaryota, Metazoa, Echinodermata, Echinoidea, Temnopleuroida, Toxopneustidae. Gene Ontology annotation, cellular component: membrane. Gene Ontology annotation, molecular function: transmembrane transporter activity. The coding region runs from base 234 to 1799 and encodes 521 amino acids. The record is from RefSeq and is a predicted model, not a curated record. The transcript has 7 exons. Gene Ontology annotation, biological process: transmembrane transport.